CAAUCCAUCCAGGCAAACUAGGUGCGUCUGUCUGUUGCCGGUAACUCUGCCAGUCAAGUGAAGCCCGCCCCCCAGGGCAGGGGAGGGGAGGGGGCGGGGAGGGCUGUGCCCCGCAGGAAUCAGCCGGCCUGAGCUCCCUCGGCGCCAGCUCCGCUCUGUCUGCCUCAUGUUCCCACAGGCUCCUGGGAGGUAGUGGGCAGUGUCGCGGGAGGUGCAGGUCCCUGCCCCGUGGCGCCAGAAGCCGCUGGAGGGGCACGUGGUGUUCGGCUCACUGGGAGGGGAAGCAAAGGAAAGAAGCUGUCCUUUCCCAAGGCGCUGCGGAGCUUCAGGGAGCCUUCUUCCCAGGUCCUCUGGGCCUUGAAUCACCUCUGGCUGUCAGAGGCAAAGGGGCAGCGCUGGCUCUCUGGGGGCCUGGCCGGGGACCCUUUUUCUAAACCCUCUGGAAGAUCUUUGCGCAUUGGGAGCUGAAUCCAGAGUGUGCGUGCAGGGCAGGACUCAGGCGCCUCUCCUGGGCAUCUCGAGGAGCUCCGUGGGCUUUGAGAGAGACUGCUCCAAGGCGAGGGCUUUUGGGAAGCUGCUGCGGAGCCCGGGUUUUGGAGGAGCCAGGCAUGUAUUUUCAGCUGCGCCUCAGCCCUGAAAUGUGACUGCGAUUGGCUAGCUUGGCAGAGGCCUCCAGUCUCUGGACCGAUAGCUUAGAAUAUGCUAAAAAGCCAAUGCUUCCCACGGGGCAUUGAAGGGCCAGCUGGUCUCAGUGACAGUGACCUGAAGCAAGGGAGUCAGAAGACAGAUGUAGAGAGCAAGAGGGACUUGCUCUCUCUCGAGGGGAUGACCUGGUUCGCCGAGGGCAGGCUCCUGCCACACCAUGGUCCCGGCCCUCUGAUGGAAUUCCGGUGAGGUCCUCCCCCCAGGGGAGCAAGUGGGACUGUGCAAGGGGCUUCCCGGUGACGGAGGACCCCCAGGGCCUGGCUGCCCCCACCCCAGUCCCUGCUAGGGAGCUGGAGGGACAUCACAGCCCCCGGGGCACGCUCCCUCGGCAACAUGAGGACUCUGAACACUUCCACCAUGGACGGGCCCGGGCUGGGGGCGAAGAGGGACUUCUCCUUCCGAGUCCUCACAGCCUGUUUCCUGUCGCUGCUCAUCCUGUCCACGCUCCUGGGGAACACACUAGUCUGUGCGGCCGUCAUCAGGUUCCGGCACCUGCGGUCCAAGGUGACCAACUUCUUCGUCAUCUCCUUGGCCGUCUCGGACCUCUUGGUGGCUGUCCUGGUCAUGCCCUGGAAAGCGGUGGCCGAGAUCGCCGGCUUCUGGCCCUUUGGGUCCUUCUGUAACAUCUGGGUGGCCUUUGACAUCAUGUGCUCCACCGCGUCCAUCCUCAACCUCUGUGUGAUCAGCGUGGACCGGUACUGGGCCAUCUCCAGCCCCUUCCGGUAUGAGAGGAAGAUGACCCCCAAGGCGGCCUUCAUCCUGAUCAGUGUGGCGUGGACUCUGUCCGUGCUCAUCUCCUUCAUCCCCGUGCAGCUCGGCUGGCACAAGGCGAAGCCCACGGGCCCCUCUGAGGGCAACGCCACGUCCCCGGGCGAGGCCGCGGACAACUGCGAUUCCAGCUUGAACAGGACCUAUGCCAUUUCGUCCUCCCUCAUCAGCUUCUACAUCCCCGUGGCCAUCAUGAUCGUCACCUACACCAGGAUCUACAGGAUCGCCCAGAAGCAGAUCCGGCGCAUCUCGGCCCUGGAGAGGGCGGCGGUGCACGCCAAGAACUGCCAGGCCACCCCGGGGAACGGAAGGCCCGCGGAGUGCUCGCAGCCGGAAAGCUCCUUCAAGAUGUCCUUCAAGAGAGAGACCAAGGUCCUGAAGACGCUGUCCGUGAUCAUGGGGGUGUUCGUGUGCUGCUGGCUCCCGUUCUUCGUCUUGAACUGCAUGGUGCCCUUCUGCGGGUCUGGGGAGACCCAGUCCUUCUGCAUCGACUCCAUUGCCUUCGAUGUCUUUGUGUGGUUCGGGUGGGCUAAUUCCUCCCUGAACCCCAUCAUUUAUGCCUUUAAUGCUGACUUCCGGAAGGCGUUCUCAACUCUCUUGGGGUGCCACAGACUGUGCCCGACGACGAACAAUGCCAUAGAGACCGUCAGCAUCAACAACAACGGGGCCGUGGUCAUCUCCAGCCAUCACGAGCCACGUGGCUCCAUCUCCAAGGACGGCAACCUGGUGUACCUGAUCCCACACACCGUGGACUCCUCCGGGGGCCUGAAGAAGGAGGAGGCAGGUGGAAGAGCCAAACCCUGGGAGAGGCCGUCCCCGGCCCUGUCCGUCAUUUUGGACUAUGACACUGAUGUCUCCCUGGGAAAGAUCCAGCCCGUCACCCAAAACGGACAGCACUCAACCUGAAGUCUGGGAUGAGUCCCCCCAGCCACGCUCAUCCCCGAAGCCAGAGGAGGUCUCUCUGGGGCUCGCUGUUAAGACACUGAGGUGAGACUCAGAGACGCCGGGUGAGCCCUCCUCUGCUGGUUUUCCUUCAGCACACGGCUGGCUGUGUUUCAGAACACACCCCGGUGUGUGUUUGGUGUUCUUCCUAGUGAGUCAAAGGGCACACGUGUGAAGCGAGUGGCCCCAGGGGACGUGUCCUGGGCUCCAGAGUUAUUUCUAGAAACUGAUUGUCAUCUUAGGACUUAAAAUAGGGCAAAGAAUCAACAAUGAUCAGCGUCACUGAAAAGCUAGUCCUUUCCGGGCAGGGAAGGAGAAGGGCUGGGUUUGCUGUGUACAAACAGGUGCUAACUCCGGCCCCGGCGCAGGUUUCAAGUUGUGAAGGCAGGUGCAUGCCUUCAUCAGUGCUUUCUAAGAGAAAACCGAGCCUUAUCGUGCGAAUGGGAUUUUUUUUUUUCAGAAUCAGGAGAUGUUUUGUGGAUAUUGGCUUUAUUUAUUGUAUCAUAUGGAUAUUUUAAACUGACUAGAAUAAAUCUAUAUUUAUCAUAUUUAAAAGUAGAAAAUAACGAGUUAUCUGAGACUUUGCCGUCACAUUUUUGCCCAUUUAACGAGCACUUUAUGAGCUGGUGAGACAGACCCACAGAUUCCCUGAGAUUCUGAACGCUCACGGGUCACUGCCAGAAGCACAGUGAAGACUGCUAGGAGUUGGAGUUGCGAUGACUCCUUUACUUUCUUCUUCACAAUAAAAGAUGAGGUGAGAGCUGACAAAUGCUGUGAAUGUUUUUUUUCCUAAACAAGUUGAAAGAUUUUUUAAAAAUAAAGCAUAGUUCCUAUUGGAUUCAGAAUUUUUUAAAUGAUCAAGCCAUUCCUAGGAGAGUAAUUUAUAGUUCUGUAAAUACCUUUUUAAAAAGCCAGCUUACGCAGAACCCAACUCGAAAUGUAUCAUCUUAGCUGGGAAUCAAAGGUGAGUACCACUUUGUAUUUAUGUAAAAUAACAGGCCCUCAAAUCUUUUCUUAUUCCACGGGUCAGAUAGCUUCUCCGGGUCAAAGGCUGGCUGUCCUGGUUCGAUCGGGGCGGUGAAGACAGUGGGUCUCCUUAACCACAGUCACCACAGUCUCACCAGGGACAGAGGUCGAAUCCUGUACCUGCACCUCACCAGGUCAAGCCCAGCCCAGGCUACUUUUUGUAGGACUUUCAUCUGAAUUUAGAGCUCUUUUUCUUUUUCUUUUUCAAGUCUAAAUGUGAAAGGUGUACUGACAGGUAGUGCCUCGUGGUCACCCUCUAGGAAGAUGCUGCUGUUGGAACAAACAGGGAGCCCCUCCCCUUCGGGUGAGUGAAGCAUCCCAGAACCAUCAGCAUCUCUUUUGACAAACGCCAGUCCUUUCUCUGUGCUUUGGCAUCACAUUCCUCUGUCGUCCUCAGGCCUGUAAAAAUUAUCCCCAUCACCCUUGAGAGCUACGAAUCCAGGUGGGGGCAUUCCAAGGGAACUUCUUUGACAAGCUGACAGAGUUUUCUUGGGGGGAAGCAGUUCUCUUAACCGGGUAGAUGGAAAGGGUAGCAGGAAAGCGAGCUGCCGAGAAUGACCUCCGGCAUCAGGUCUCUGUGAUGUAACGCAUCGUGAAUGUUUUCUUAAUGCUGCUGCCUGUAUGCUUUCUUACACACAAUAAAAUUAUUUUGUGAACGCAAAUCCACCCUG
Molecule: messenger RNA, 4112 nt
Organism: Artibeus jamaicensis (Jamaican fruit-eating bat)
Lineage: Eukaryota; Metazoa; Chordata; Mammalia; Chiroptera; Phyllostomidae
Gene: DRD1
Product: dopamine receptor D1
Exons: 2
Coding region: 1039-2379 (446 amino acids)
Biological process (GO): adenylate cyclase-activating adrenergic receptor signaling pathway; G protein-coupled dopamine receptor signaling pathway; vasodilation
Cellular component (GO): plasma membrane
Molecular function (GO): dopamine neurotransmitter receptor activity, coupled via Gs; G protein-coupled receptor activity
Source: RefSeq, a predicted model, not a curated record